AUGAGGAUAGCAUCCAGUGGAAGACUAUUUUAUGAUGACGGCUAUUCCGAUGGGGAAGAUGACGAGAAACAGGGGCUGGAAAACGGACUUGUCUUUCCGAAAAAUAAAUUGUAUGGACGCUCCAAGGAAUUGAAGCAGUUGAAGGAGUUGUAUGAUACAUUGGCGGCUGCAGAAGAAGAACAAGACAGUGGUCCUCCAUUUGUGGUCAUUACGGGUUAUCCAGGCUCUGGAAAAUCAAGUCUGAUUACGAAUUUCGCCAAAGCCCUCAAAGAAGAUGUCAAGACAGGUAAUGCUUCUCCUUUCUUUUUCGUUGCUGGAAAGUUCGAUCAACGGCAAGAUCAUCCAUAUUCAGCCAUUAUACAAGCAUUUGAUGCCCUGUUCCUCCAGAUCAUCAGAAACAACGAUCCAGCUGAGUUAGAAGGGAUCCGGAGGUCCAUUCAAGCAGUGAUUGGAGAAGAGUUACAUGCUCUAACACCCCUGAUUCCAGGGUUGGCUGCCUUUAUGGAACGCGGUGGUUUGAAUCCUCAAGAUACCGAUAUAGGAGCACGAGACUGCGCCUGGAAUCAGGUCAAAUACUUGUUUCAGUCCUUGCUGAGGGCGAUUAGUAGUCCCGAAACGGGUCGACAAAUAAUAUUCUUUCUGGACAACCUGGAUCUUGCCGAUGAAUCGUCGUUGGACUUGCUGUCGAUUUUUGUCCGAGACCGAUCGUUGCGCCGCAUCAUGAUCGUUUGUUCCAUACAGAGCAUGCCAGGCAAUCAUCAUGCUGCCAAAGACAUGCUGACGGAGCUAUCCAAGGAAAAGGAAAUCGCAACGCUGGAUGUCGGCAAUCUGAAAUUAGAUGACAUGAAUCAAUUCGUUGGAGACACUCUGGAACUCGAACCCGAUAAGACAAUGCCUUUGUCCAAAAUUAUUUUCAAUCAGACAAAAGGAAACAUGUUCUUUGUAGUCAAUUUCAUGGAGGAAAUGCAUCGGAAGAACGUCCUGUUCUUUUCAGUCAUUGCAUUUUGUUGGGAGUGGAACUUGGAGGCUGCUGGGGAACUGGAAGCAGAAUUACCGAACGACAUGUUGGAGGUCAUUGCUAAAAGGAUCAAAGAAAUGCCAAUGAGGAUGCAAAGGACCAUGACAAUUGCUUCCUAUACACGCUCUGUCUUGUCAUGUGCUACCUUAUUUUCACUUGUGAAAAGCGAGGAUGAAAGUUUGACCAAGGCCGAGUUUGAUGCGAUGCUGGAGGAGGCAAUCAAGGAAGGGUACUUUCAACGAUAUAGAUCCAAAGAUGGGGACAUUGCACAUGUCCGAUUCGCUCACGGUCAGAUUCAACAGGCGGCAAUGACACUAAUAGAACACGGCUCGGAACGAGACAAGAUGAAGCGCGUUGUUGCGGUGCAGCUCAAGGACUUGUGGAAGACACCCAAAGAUAACUGGAUGUUAUAUACCGCUGCAGACUUUCUAAAUUCGAUUCCUUCGCAACCAGAGUAUUAUGAAUGUCUCGCAAAGCUAAAUCUUUCUUGCGGAGAGAAAGCCCUCGAAAUCGGAGCCUUUAAACCAGGUUCUUUUUACCUGAGAAAGGGUCUACGGACUCUUGAGAAAACGAAUAAACCAUGGACAUCGCACUAUGACCUGACACUGAAUCUUCUAAGAAUGAAUGCCAAAGCAGAGCUCUUCCUUGGAAAUUAUGAACUCAGCUCAAGCCUAAGCCUACAAAUUCUAAAACACUGUAAGACUGUUGAGGAAAAAAAGCCGACCUACCUCACAAUGUCGCUUGCAAAAUCAGAGCAGGGAAAAUUCGAAGAGAGUAUACAAAUUCUGAUGAGCGCAUUGGAGAUCUUCACCGAUUUCCCAAAACGUUUUCUAUCGCUCCAUGUCGCAGCUGAAAUACGCAAGGUCAAGAAAUACUUUGACUCACAUACGAAUGAUUUCUUUCUUCAGCUUCCGGAUAUGGAAAAUCCUGAAAUGAAGUCCAACAUGGAGCUGCUACAAGUGGCGUCGCAUCGGGCAUUUUUUGUGCAAAACACAGUGGUCUUUCUCCUGUGUAGCCUGCGCAUGAUUCGAAAGUCAAUACAAUAUGGAAUAGAUGGUCGGACUGCAAGUGCACUGGCUGGGUAUGCUGUUUAUCUUUCCUUUGUGGGCGACCAAAAUGGUGCGAUUCGGAUGGGACGACUGGUUCGACAAUUGCUCGAUCGAAGCGAUGGUCCUCAAAAAUCAGGAAGUCGUGCAAUUUACAUGGUUACUGUCUGGGUUGAAACCUGGACCACUCCAAUCGAAACGAUAUUGAACUCACUUCAUAAGGCCCACAAGCUUGGCAUGGAGUCUGGAGAUCUUGAAGUCUCAUUUGUGGCUAGAAUCAGCCUUUUUCGGUUUGUCUUUCAUGCUGGGUAUCCUUUGGAUGCUGUCCGGAAAUACGGCCAAGAAAUCGUUGACGAAUUCACACUCCUGAACGCAGCAUCGAACAGAAAGGUGAUGGAAGACUUUAUGCUUCCGAUAGAAUAUUUGUUUCGAAAGGGUAGUUCUAUCAAUUGGGAGACAUUUGCACUGCCUGGAACCGACCCCACUGAUAUGGACAAUCAGUUCUACCUCCUUUACUACAAAUUGACAAGACUGAUGAUUGGCGUGUACUUUGGCAACUUGCAUUUCGCAAAAGAACUUGCAGAUCAACUCGCCUCACACGCAAAAGAUGAUUCAAUACAUCUGAACUUGCUCAACCGCAUAGCAUUUUCUAGCUUGGUGUACUCGGGGUUAGCACGAAAAACCAAAAAUCAACGGAAAAAGAACAUUGCACGUGCUCGGCGGUAUGCCGGAAGACUCAGGAAGCUGGUGUACUCAAAAGGCAUGACACCUUUGUUUCUGCUCAAGCUGAUGGAUGCAGAUAUAUUGGCUUCGACCUCGGACAGUCUUGACGAGGUUCAAGGUCAUUACGACGCAGCUAUAGAGUUGGCACUUGAGAUGGGACACAUUCAGUUUGCAGCAUUGGGAAGCGAGCUUGCAGGCGAGUACUUUUACAAUGCUGCAAAACAAAGUCUUGCUGAAAAGUACAUUAAUGAUGCCUGCGCCUUGUAUAAACAAUGGCGCGCAUUUGCAAAGGUCACACACCUUGUCCAGCAAUACCCAUCAAUCCUCUCACUUGAAAAUCAAAAGUCGGCCGAAUUCACGAACUUGGUUGGUGAAGUUGGAAUAUACCAGAGCCGGAAAUCUGCAGACCUUGAUAAACUGUCAACAUGCAUCCAAUCUGACGUUCCGUUCCGUACUCCGGAGUUACCAUCAGCUGAAGAGUCUACCAGUAAUGGCAUAUAG
Cylindrotheca closterium is the source of this 3288-nucleotide messenger RNA. The record is from the annotation of a GenBank genome assembly. NCBI's taxonomy places the organism in Eukaryota, Bacillariophyta, Bacillariophyceae, Bacillariales, Bacillariaceae.